Messenger RNA from Postia placenta MAD-698-R-SB12, 2763 nucleotides. RefSeq lists its product as hypothetical. Bases 1 to 2763 code for a protein of 920 amino acids. The transcript is spliced from 14 exons. Gene Ontology annotation, molecular function: hydrolase activity. The record is from RefSeq and is a predicted model, not a curated record. Lineage: Eukaryota; Fungi; Basidiomycota; Agaricomycetes; Polyporales; Adustoporiaceae.
AUGUCGAACUACAGCAAGCUCGGACAAUUUGACUCCGAAUAUGCUGCUGUGUUGGCCAAGCUGCCUCCACCCCCUCCGCCUGAGAAGGAGAGGGUCCAUUCUCGUCUGCGUGAGCAGUUUGAUGUGCACUUUGUUGGGAAGACCAAGGACACUCUGAGGCCGCAUCUUCCUCCGGAGGAUGCGUAUACUGUGGCAGACCGCCAUGUCCAGCUUGAUGACGGGGACAUACUCGUACGCUGUCUGACACCUCGCGGUUCCGGGGACAUCUCCUUCCCUGUGUUAUUUUGGAUACACGGUGGAGUUUCAGAUCGCCAUAAUCAAUGUCGAGUAUCGACUGUCAACAAUCAGGCGCUCUUUGGCGGCGACAUCUCGCGCGGCUUCCUGAUCGGCGGGCAGUCGGCGGGAAGCAACUACGGAGCGGUUCUCGCCUACCGUGCUCGAGACGAUCCGUUCUUCGAAAACCGUAGGCUCAGUGGAACCAUUUUGCAGCUUCCUAUCGUGCUGCAUCCAGAUGCGCAUCCUGAGAAGUACAAAGACGAGCUACUCUCGGUGGACGAGUGUCGCGAUACCCCGCUGUUAAAUGGAGAGCAGAUGAAGAUCACAUGGGUGGAUCUAGGCGCAGAGCCGCUCAAUCCCGAAUGCUCGCCCUUCCUGAAUUCCUCACACGCGGGCCUCCCACCGACAUACCUGCAAGUGUGCGGACAAGAUCCGCUCCGGGACGAAGCCCUAGUAUGCGAGAGGCUUCUGAAAGAGGCCAACGUUGCGACGAGGCUUGACGUACUUCAAGGCAGGUUUGAGAUGGCUUCUAGGUCGAGACUCCCAACAGUUGAGAGCGCGAGACAUGCGAACAAGAAGAUGCUAGAUAUCUAUCUAAUCACUGCACCUCGCUGGAUUGUUUUACGAGUGUGUGUGUAUGCGACAUUAUAUGUUGCGUGGUUGCCAUACGACGCUGUAUUCCAUGUUGUCCCUGUUGAUGAUCUCACGGGCAGCUCGCACGGCGAGGGACACAAUGCUAGAAGGCCGGACAUUCACACGGUUAUCCCAGCGUGCUCUUGCAGAACAGGGGUCGCAGAACCUUAUCUGCCUUCAGAUGUCGUUGACGAAGGUACCCGCAUUUUUGAAGAAGUGCUACGAACAUGGGCAUCACAAAUAUCAGAGCGCGACGAUGACGAUGUCGUGAUGGGAGACUCUGAAGGCCCACAUAACCUGACCGCCGUCCGGCCCCCGCCCACCACUGGUAUUGUACCGCCAUUUGGCGUUUACCUUGUCCUGUGGUUGGAUUCGUUCAGGAUGGUACAGCACUUUGACGACCCUCUUCUGCAUGAGGCCGCGCGCCAGCUGUCUCCUGGCAAAUACAUAGCUUAUGUGGCCACUAAUACCGAUCUCCCUAUGCCCUAUCGCCCAUGGCAUCGAUGCCUAGUGCGGCUUGCUGGACUGGGUAUGCCUAAAGACCAACCUGAGCAGUUCAUCACCUCGGACAUGUGCGUCCCGAUCUUCCCCGCAACCGAGCAUCCUGCAGGUCGCAGACCCUCUCGGCCUACCAAGCCUUUUCCAUUCGCGAGCUUUUAUCUGCAUACGUGGGUCUACGCAACCGUCCGUUUUCCUCUCCAGAACGUUGAUUAUGGGGAUGCCUGGGAAAUUACGGUGGAAGACCAGGAGGAUCAUGGUGAUUAUAUGACUGAGGACCAGGAGAAGCGUGACACGCUUAGAAAGCAAGCGAGUCCGCCGACGGCGACAAUUGAACCUAGCAUCACAGAUGAAGUCACGCCAGAUAUCAUUGUAGGAUUGAACGUUGUCGCAAAAGUAGAGGACUGGCUCAAGACAACCGAUCAUAGCCAGGAACCCUUCGAGGAAUUGCAUAUGGACAAUGAGGUUGACUCUGAAGUCUCCGAUGGUGAUGCUCCCGACUCGCUGCUCGACGACGAAGUCUCGCCUUCCACUCCCCCUAGUGACUAUGAUGCCAAUAGCCUGGAUGAAGUUAACCAGCUCCUCGCCAGCGUCUUCUAUCCUGAUUUUUCAAACAUCGACGUCGAUGUGAUACCUAUGGUCGGCUUUUCGUUCGAUCUGACCGAGGUCAAGCAGUUCUUGGAUCCGCGUGGUUUCUUGGAGGAGGUGGAGGCCAUGGCUGAACUCAUUCGGAAAUAUCGCACAGGUGCCCUUGGCGGCGGUCCCGGCUCCCAUGCUCUUCCAGAUCUCCCCAUAGCGUCCCAUCCGGGUGACCAUACAAUUCCUGUAGAUAGUCCUACAGCGGUUGCCCCGGCUGACCCCCUAGCGGUCCUUCCCAGCAACUCUAUGGUGGUCUUUGUCGGCCAUAGCUAUGCGACAACGCCAUCCGAACAGGUUUCCAACCCGGCACAUUCAAGACCUCCGAUAUCUCUCGAGCUACCUCGUGCUGCCGGUGAUGUGGAUGUAGCCAGCUGGUGGUGGGAACCUCAGGCGGAAACACAGCAGUCGAGCAUUGAUGCCGAGCUUACUAUAAGACAGCAAUUUGGUUCUUUACAUAACUUCAACGGCUCUUGGGCGUGUCUCGUGCGCUUCAAUACGACGAUGAGCUCGUAUAGGCCCACCAGGGGCGUCGUACCACCAUUUGGUGUUUAUCUUGUCUUAUGGUUGGAUCCAGUCAGGAUGGUGCAGCACUUUGACGACCCUUGUCUGCAAGCUGCCGCGCGCCAGCUGUCUCCUGGAAAAUACAUAGCCUAUGUGGCCGUCGUGCGUCUGCCAGAUAUUUGUGAUAGUGGCAACAACAUUGAUGCAGCUGCAUAG